Molecule: messenger RNA, 781 nt
Organism: Lycium ferocissimum
Lineage: Eukaryota; Viridiplantae; Streptophyta; Magnoliopsida; Solanales; Solanaceae
Product: protein yippee-like At4g27745
Exons: 3
Coding region: 266-586 (106 amino acids)
Source: RefSeq, a predicted model, not a curated record
UCUUUGGCCGAUACGUGGAUGCUCCACAUUCAAAUAAAGAAAGCAUAGUGCAUUCAAAAUAUGAUGUCAUUUUAUCCUUAUACCUCCAAUUUAGCUUGUCAUCUUGUCUGAUCAAAUCCCACAAAACCCUACUUGAUUUCUCUCGCAGAGACACACAGAGAAGCAAUUGAAGAAUCUUAUAGUAUCACUUUGCAAUGACACAAUGACAAGGAUAUAGGCAUAUAGCUGCUCUUAUUAAACAGUCGUGUGUUUGAUCCUAUUGUCGAUGGCUGAGGUGAUCGGCCCAAGAUUAUAUAGUUGCUGCAAUUGUAGGAAUGAAGUUGCACUGCACGACGAUGUAAUUUCUAAAGCAUUUCAAGGAAGAAAUGGUCGAGCAUUUUUGUUCUCUCAUGCGAUGAACAUUGUUGUUGGGCGCAAAGAGGAUAGACAGCUUAUGACUGGUCUCCAUACAGUUGCUGAUGUCUAUUGCUCUGACUGUCGCGAAGUGCUUGGGUGGAAAUACGAACGAGCUUAUGAGGAGACACAGAAGUACAAGGAGGGCAAAUUCAUACUUGAGAAGUCAAAGAUUGUCAAGGAAAACUGGUAGUCGUGGAUGAUAAUACAUGCUCAUUUUGUUAAAUCAAUGUUGAGUAAUUCAAAAGGUCAACUCAUUGUUCCCAAUAGUCUUAUCUUAGCUUUUAUUUCUUGUGUUUGUUGUGCGAUUGGAUGAAAUAUCUGAGAUGCUGUAAAAAUCCUGUUAAUAAUCUAUCUUGAAAAUUAACCGUGUAAAAUAUCAUAUUUA